AUGGCAGUGUUUGGUCACGAGUGCCUGAUGACCCCCCAGUCUUCUGCGCCAGCGGUGACACGGGCUGAGCUGCCGGAGAGACCCCAGAGAGGCUUCUGCUGGUCGGUCACCCUCACUGAGUUCCCCGGGGGCAGAGGACCCUGUGCCCCGCUGCAGUCGCUCCAGCGCGUUGUCUGUCCAGCCGCUGGCCUCAUGUCGGACUUCAAACUCGGGAUCGUGCGGCUGGGCCGUGUGGCCGGGAAGACAAAGUACACACUGAUCGACGAGCAGGACAUCCCACUUGUGGAAAAUUAUGCUUUUGAGGCGCGCAUGGAAGUUGAUGCUGAUGGAAAUGGGGCCAAAAUCUUUGCCUAUGCUUUUGAUAUUGGCAAAGGUCGCUGGGCAGGAAGGCCGCUACAUGAGCUGCUUUGGGAGAAGCACAGAGGAGGCAUUGCACCUAGUUUUCAAGUCAUCCACAUUAACUCUGUCACUGUGGAUAACCGACUGGACAACCUUCGCCUGGUGCCAGUGGGAUGGACCCCAAAACCUGAAGAAAUAUCCAGCAAACAACGAGAGCAGUCCCUGUACUGGCUCGCCAUCCAGCAGGUCCCUGCGGACCCAGUGGAGGAGCAGUAUCUGGAGCUGAGUCGCACUCGUUACUACAAUGCCAACGGAGAGUUGGUGGAGGAAGAGGAAUGCUCCUGCACUUACUACGAAUGUCACUACCCUCCGUGUUCACUCAUCGAGAGACGGCUUCGGGAGUUUAAUAUCUGCGGUCGGUGCCAAGUGGCUCGGUACUGUGGGUCCCAGUGCCAGCAGAGGGACUGGCCGGCCCACAAGAAGCAGUGCCGUGAGCGCAAACGGGUUCUGGCCCUGGAGUCCGAGCCCGAGCGGUGA
This is a messenger RNA of Knipowitschia caucasica, 876 nucleotides long. The record is from the annotation of a GenBank genome assembly. Lineage: Eukaryota; Metazoa; Chordata; Actinopteri; Gobiiformes; Gobiidae.